UUUUGUAAUUUUCUUAGAAGAUUUCAGCAAAACAUAAUUCAGUGAUUGACUAAACUUGGAUCAAAUUUCUGAUUUCAAUCUGUCUAUUCAAAUUUUUUACUGUUUUAACGAAUCCUGCAUUUAAAUAAUCUCUUCAUAUAUGUGUUGACGGCCUGAAUAUAUAGCAAUGAUGAAAGCAUUAGGUUUCUUACUGGCAUUGGUUUCGUAUACAAGUGCACUGUACAGUAGCGGUGAUGAUGUUGUCGAAUUGACAUCAGCAAAUUUUAAAUCAAAAGUUUUGGACAGCGAUGAGCUUUGGCUUGUUGAAUUUUAUGCCCCAUGGUGCGGACAUUGUCAACAGUUGGUACCUGCUUGGAAAAAGGCAGCUAAAACAUUGAAGGGUGUUGCAAAGGUAGGAGCAGUAGAUAUGACGGCACAUGAAUCUGUUGGAAGACCAUAUGGUAUCCAAGGCUUCCCAACUAUUAAAGUUUUUGGAUAUAAUAAAAAUAAACCAACAGACUAUCAAGGUGCCAGAAGUGAAAAAGAAAUUAGUGACUUUGCUUUUCAAGCUUUGAGAAAAAUGGUCCAAGAUAGAGAAAGUGGUGGUGCAGGUGAUGAUCAGGAACAAGGCAAAGGUAGACAAGAAAGUGGUGGAAAUGCAGUUGUCACGCUUAAUGAUAAUAAUUUCAAAGAACUUGUUUUGGACAGUGAUGAACCUUGGCUUGUUGAAUUUUAUGCACCAUGGUGUGGUCACUGCAAACGAUUAGAACCAGAGUGGAAAGCUGCUGCUAACAAACUGAAAAAUGAAGUUGGAGAUGCAGUUCGAAUGGGUGCAGUUGAUGCUACUGUUAGUCAAUCACUUGGGAAUAAAUAUGGGGUUCGUGGCUACCCAACUAUAAAAGUGUUUCGUAAGGGGGCUAAAGAGAGUCCUGAAGAUUUUCAAGGCGGAAGGGAUAGUUCUUCUAUAUUCAGUGCAGCUAUGGAACUCUAUGAAGAAAAUGUUGAGCCACCAACUAUUGAUGAACUUAUCUCCGCAAAGGUGCAAGAAGAUAACUGCAUUGGAAAACAACUUUGUGUUAUCUCUUUUCUUGCAGACAUUCUUGAUACUGGUGCUAAAGGUAGAAACGAAGCAUUGGAAUUGUUGACUACUAUGGGAGAAAAAUUCAAGAAGAAGCAAUGGGGAUGGGUGUGGACUGAAGCUGGAAAACAAAAAGAUUUGGAAAAAGCUUUGAACAUCGGUGGAUCUGGUUUCCCUGCAAUGGCGGUCAUUGUAGACAAGAAAAAAUUCUACACUGUUCUUACUGGACCUUUUAACCAUGAUGGCAUUGAAUCUUUCUUGAAUGGAAUUUCAUACGGUAGGGCAGGUAGAAAUUCUCACGCUCUACCUGAUUCUCAACUUCCAAAUGUUGUGGAUUGUUCACCUUGGGACGGAAAAGAUGGACAGUUACCUCAAGAAGAAGAAGUUGAUCUUAGUGAUUUCAAAUGGGAUGAUGAAUUGUGAUGCAGUCGUAUAUUUUUCUGUAGGUCAUGUCUAACGAGAACAAAAAUUUGACCAGACCAAAUAUCGUCCUAGCACCAGAAAUAUAUUUAAUAAACCCUUAACAAAUCUGGAACCUCAAUUUUGAGAUUAAUGUGCCUUGGUGCCUAUGGAAGCAUUAUUUUUUAAAUUGUCUUAAGAGCAUAUAAAUGGUGGAACUUAAUGAAAAUGGAAACUUGUAUUUUACCAUACCUAAUAUUGGGUUUUUUUUAAUGGAAGCUGAACUUGAAGCUUUUCAAUGUGUGAAACUGAAAACUCAUUUUUCAUGCAAUUAGUUAUUUCGUUCUGAUCUUUUAGGACCAUUUGCUCUACUCAACCAUGGAUUUAUUUAAAAUCUACUUUCGUUCAUUAUAUUUGUGUUAUAUAUUGAUAGUUAAUGAUUAGGUGACAAAUGCAGUUGAACUUUUGAUGUUUCUCCACUCCUUAAUAAAGCUCAACUGUGGAGGAGUUCUGGUGAACCUUAGUCUUCUACUGCGCAUCAAAGUGAAGGUUGUGUUUUCAACAAAUAGAUAUAUUAUGCCGCUUAA
Messenger RNA from Styela clava, 2043 nucleotides. Its product is annotated as protein disulfide-isomerase A6-like. Gene Ontology annotation, molecular function: protein disulfide isomerase activity; protein-disulfide reductase activity. Gene Ontology annotation, cellular component: endoplasmic reticulum lumen. Gene Ontology annotation, biological process: response to endoplasmic reticulum stress. The record is from RefSeq and is a predicted model, not a curated record. NCBI's taxonomy places the organism in Eukaryota, Metazoa, Chordata, Ascidiacea, Stolidobranchia, Styelidae.